Rhododendron vialii is the source of this 987-nucleotide messenger RNA. Its product is annotated as ubiquitin-conjugating enzyme E2-17 kDa. The transcript is spliced from 6 exons. NCBI's taxonomy places the organism in Eukaryota, Viridiplantae, Streptophyta, Magnoliopsida, Ericales, Ericaceae. Gene Ontology annotation, molecular function: ubiquitin conjugating enzyme activity. The record is from RefSeq and is a predicted model, not a curated record. Gene Ontology annotation, cellular component: nucleus. Bases 287 to 733 code for a protein of 148 amino acids. Gene Ontology annotation, biological process: protein polyubiquitination.
UACGCCAAUUAUUUGCUCCCGACGAAAAUUCUAGAAGCUGUUCACGGCUGUCCGAUUUUUAUUUCUAUAUUCCUACUACUCCUUGAUUACAUACGCAGCCUCUCUCUCUGGAUUCUCCGUCCCCUCGCCAAAUUCAUCCAUCCGCAGACGUGGAUGCUGUCUAGGGUAGUUGUUGUUGGGGGGGUGGAAGGAAAUCAACAGAUCUUGAAUUUCGUCUUUGUUUGGCUUUUCAGUGACCUAGAUUACGCCUUUCUUUGAUUUGAGGUAGUAGCUGCGUGUUGUAGUUAUGGCGUCGAAACGGAUAUUGAAGGAGCUGAAGGAUUUGCAGAAGGACCCUCCAACGUCGUGCAGUGCUGGUCCGGUAGCCGAGGACAUGUUCCAUUGGCAAGCAACAAUUAUGGGACCCACCGAUAGCCCUUAUGCAGGAGGCGUGUUUCUGGUUUCUAUUCAUUUUCCUCCUGAUUACCCUUUUAAGCCCCCUAAGGUAGCAUUCAGGACUAAGGUCUUCCACCCAAAUAUUAAUAGCAAUGGAAGUAUUUGCCUUGACAUUCUGAAAGAGCAAUGGAGUCCAGCAUUAACCAUAUCCAAGGUCUUAUUAUCUAUCUGCUCCCUCCUGACGGACCCAAACCCGGAUGAUCCUCUUGUGCCAGAAAUAGCUCACAUGUACAAGACCGACAGGACCAAAUAUGAGGCAACUGCGCGCAGCUGGACCCAGAAGUAUGCCAUGGGAUGAUGCCAUGAUUGUAAGAGAAUCCCACUUGGCUCUUCUAGAGAAUUGUAAUUCUAUCCUUUUCCAAUGUCCUCGGGUGGAAGAAUAAAAGUGCUUGGUAAGGAAAUUUUCUAUUUGUCUCUCUCAGACUUGAGCUUGGCAAGAAAGUUGGAUCUCUAAAUUUGUGAAUAUCCAUUCUAAGACAUUGGAAGGGGAAAAAAAAAACUGUAAUGUAUUGAUGCUUUGUUGUUGUCUAAUUAAUGCUUUGCUUUCUGAAA